AUGCACCUCUUGGCGAUCCCGUGCUUCGCUCCUGGCGUCUCGCUCGCCCCUGGCGUGCAGCACGGCGCCGCGGCCGGCGCCGCGAGCCGCGCCGGCGCGCCGGUGCUGCAGGCGACCGAGCUGCGCAUCGAGACCCCGCCGGGCGGCGCGGCCGAGCUGCUGCGUGCGGCUCCGAACUGGACGCCGGCGCCGGGCGAGCACGACAUCCUGCUCCGCGCGGCGCGCGGCGAGGCGGUGGAGCGCACGCCGGUGUGGCUCAUGCGGCAGGCGGGCCGCUACAUGGCCGCCUUCCGCGAGUACUCCACAAAGUACCCCUUCCGUAUGCGGAGCGAGACGCCCGAGGUCGCCAUCGAGCUGUCGCUGCAGCCGUGGCGCGCGUUCGGCGUGGACGGCGUGGUGAUGUUUUCGGACAUACUGACGCCGCUGCCCGCCAUGGGCGUCGAUUUCGACGUCGUCCGCGGCACCGGCCCCGUCAUCCCGCAGCCGCUCCGCACCGCCGCCGACGUCGCCGCGCUGACGCCGAUCGACGACUUUGAAUCGAAGCUCGGCUUCAUCCGCACGAUCCUGGGCUCGCUGCGCAAGGAGACGGAGGGCGGGUGCACGCUCAUCGGCUUUGUCGGCUCGCCCUUCACCCUCGUCGCCUACGCCGUCGAGGGCCAGGCCAACCGCCACUGCAUCUCGACGAAACAGAUGAUGACGGCCGCGCCCGAGGUGCUGCACGCCGCGCUCGACCACUUCGCCACCGAGAUUGGAAAGUACGGCUGCCACCAGAUCGAGUGCGGCGCUCAGACCAUCCAGUUCUUCGAGUCGUGGGCGCACCACCUCGGAGCCGGCCAGUUUGACACCUUCGCCAAGCCGUACGCAGACAAGGCGAUGCGAUACAUCAAGGAGCGCCACCCGGACGUGCCGAUCAUCUACUAUGCCAACGGCGGGUCGCCGUACCUCGAGCUGCAGCGCGACAUGGCGGCGGACAUGAUCCAGCUCGAUUGGGGCACCGACAUGGCCACCGCGAGGCGCCGCCUCGGGACGGAGCGCCGCGUGGCCGGCAACGUCGACCCGACUGUCCUGUUUGGCUCGGAGGCGCAGAUCACGGCGGCGGUGCACCAAAACAUACGCGACGCGGGCGGCAAGGGGCAGCACCUCCUCAACCUCGGCCACGGAGUGCUGCAGGGCACGCCCGAGGCGUCCGUGGCGGCGUUUGUCAACGCCGCAAAGUCGUUCUCGGAGUGACGCGGCGCGCGCCGUUCGCAGUGCCUAGUGGAGACGAACCAGGGGACUUCGCGUCAUGAUAUCUGCCAUCUCUCACGAGUCACGUAAAAGAGUCGUCUAAAGAC
Molecule: messenger RNA, 1334 nt
Organism: Emiliania huxleyi CCMP1516
Lineage: Eukaryota; Haptophyta; Isochrysidales; Noelaerhabdaceae
Gene: UROD3
Product: Uroporphyrinogen decarboxylase
Exons: 7
Coding region: 1-1230 (409 amino acids)
Biological process (GO): porphyrin-containing compound biosynthetic process
Molecular function (GO): uroporphyrinogen decarboxylase activity
Source: RefSeq, a predicted model, not a curated record